GGCGCGGCGCCGCCGCUACCGGACGGCCGCCAUGAGCCUGCAGUGGACGGCGGUCGCCACCUUCCUCUAUGCCGAGGUCUUCCUCGUCCUCCUGCUCUGCAUCCCGUUCGUGUCCGCGGCCAGAUGGCAGAAGAUCUUCAAGUCGCGCCUGGUGGGCCUGGCCGUGGCGUACGGCAACACCGUCUUCAUCGUCCUCAUCGUCAUCCUCGUCCUGCUGCUCCUAGACGCCUACCGGGAGACCCAUAAGUAUGACGUGACGGACCGCGAGGCCUUGCGCAGCAGCCCCGGCGCCCUGGAGCACUUCCACAUGAAGCUGUUCCGCGCUCAGCGCAACCUUUACCUGGCCGGCUUCGCGCUCCUGCUCUCCUUCCUCCUCCGCCGCCUCGUCACCCUCAUCUCGCAGCAGGCCCUGUUGGGCGCCUCCAGUGAGGCCUUCCGCAAGCAGGCCGAAGGGGCCAGCCAGGCCGCCCGGCGCUACAUGGAGGACAACGAUGCCCUCCGGAAGCAGCUACAGGAGGGGGGGGGCGAUGGAAGCGGCUCCUCCCCUACCCAGGAUGAGAAUGAGACGCUCAAGGCCAAGGUGGAGAAGCUGAAGGAGGAGCUGGCAGCCAGCAAGCGCACACUGGAGAAGGCAGAGAACGAGGUGCAGGCCAUGAGGCGCCAGGCAGAGGGGCUGACCCGUGAAUACGACCGCUUGCUGGACCAACACGCACGCCUGCAGGCAGCCCAUGAUGGCCCUCGGGACAAGAAGGAGGAGUGAAUGAAUGGACCAGGCACGCACCCCAAGAGCUGGGGGCAGGACUCUAAGGUGUUUCUAAGGGACCCCCCCCCCCCCAUAUUUGGGACCCUGUUGCUGUAUUGGGGGGCAUGGAGGGGUUUGAGCCCCAUUUCAAUGGGUCUGAGCACCAUCACCGUAUCCUUUCCAUGGGGGUCCCCUGGGUGUGGGCAAUGGGACCCCCUCACACAGCUUCUGCUUCAAUAAACCCAUGGGAUCAGG
Molecule: messenger RNA, 997 nt
Organism: Neopsephotus bourkii (Bourke's parrot)
Lineage: Eukaryota; Metazoa; Chordata; Aves; Psittaciformes; Psittacidae
Product: B-cell receptor-associated protein 31-like
Exons: 8
Coding region: 32-760 (242 amino acids)
Biological process (GO): intracellular protein transport; endoplasmic reticulum to Golgi vesicle-mediated transport
Cellular component (GO): endoplasmic reticulum membrane; endoplasmic reticulum
Source: RefSeq, a predicted model, not a curated record